CCUUCCCUCCUCUAUUUAAACUGUGGCCAUGCGAACGCUCCCUGAAUAACGUAUCCCGAAUUCUUUUGCAACUUUUAUCCGUUUCAUUCGUCACCGGUCCCAAGUAGAAGAAGAAGAAGAACCGAAUCCUUUCCAAAUACCAUGUCUUUAACUGUCAAGUGUAAUCCCUAUCUCAGUAUCCAUGCUAUUCUCGGCUAUCCCUCCAAACGCCCGAAUAAAACUCCUUCGCCUUCGCGCCCAUUCGAAGAAAUCCUAAUCCUCCGCCUCCGAUCUCUCCUCCCGAUCCCCAAGCCUCCGCCGUCCAUUUCCUUUCACUGGCUCUCCCGUGCCGUCGAUCUCCUCGCCCUCACCCUCGCCGACGCCGCUGCCCUCUUCUCCGACCCCGCCCUAUCCGGCGCCGACCCCGCCGGCCUCGCCUCCCACCUCGACGCCAGCGUCUCCCUCCUCGACGCCUGCAACGCUGCCUCCGCCGAGAUCGAGCGUCUCCGCCGCGGCCGCCUCCGUCUUCGCUUCUCCCUCCACCUCCUCGCUGGCGACGGCCAUGGCCUGCCACCUUCUCCUGACCGCGUCCGGCGCGCCCGCAAGGCGAUCGAGGAGUGGGAGACGCUUCCGAGGCGCGUGAUCCGAGGACACGCCGGUAAUCUGAUCCGGCGGCUGGCGCCGGGGGAGCCUCCGCGAGGCAAGUUCUCCGCCGUACGGAGGGCGUUGUACGCCGUGGAGGGGGUUGCGGGCCUGGUGAUGGCGGCCAUCGUGGCGGUGCUCAGCGGCGGGGAGCAGGGGGCUCUGACCGGAGUCAGAAUUUCCGACGAGUUUCCGUGGGGGGAGGCGUUUGACGAGGUGAGGGCGGCAGUUUCCGGCCAUCUCGGGGCGGGGUUCUCCGGCGAGGUGGAGGCGGUGGAGGCGGCGGUGAGGGCGGUGGUGGGCGUCAUCGACGGGGAAGGUGACGAAGAGAAGCCGGCGAGAUUAGGGAGCGCUGUUGUCGAGCUCGAGAAAGCGACGGAGGAGUUAACGUAUGGACUCGAUCGGUUGUCGGACGCAGUCAAUGCGUUGUUCCGUGCGGCUAUGAAUUCGAGGGAUGCCGCGUUGCAUUGUUUGCGGAUUUUGGUCCCAAGAAGUGUAAACAGAUGAAGAAAGAAUGCACCCUGUGUUAGCUGGAUUGCGUGUCAAAGUGUGCCUGCUUUUUUUUUUUUUUUUUUGGGACAAAUAAGUUUGUGGAUGCUGCUUGUUUGUGAAAGAAGGUUGUCUUAUUUGACAAAAAAA
Molecule: messenger RNA, 1260 nt
Organism: Phoenix dactylifera (date palm)
Lineage: Eukaryota; Viridiplantae; Streptophyta; Magnoliopsida; Arecales; Arecaceae
Product: UPF0496 protein 4-like
Source: RefSeq, a predicted model, not a curated record